Molecule: messenger RNA, 3165 nt
Organism: Lactuca sativa (garden lettuce)
Lineage: Eukaryota; Viridiplantae; Streptophyta; Magnoliopsida; Asterales; Asteraceae
Product: Pentatricopeptide repeat (PPR) superfamily protein
Molecular function (GO): protein binding; mRNA binding
Source: RefSeq, a predicted model, not a curated record
ACUGAAGGCUUCUCGUAGAGGAACGAAGGCUGGAACCUGCAAGCCGAAAAAAGCCGCCAUAAUGCUUCAAACUUGCAGUUACAGAGAAGUUAGCCGGGAGAAUCUGCACAGACCAUAUAAUUUACAGGCUGUUUCUUCGACAUGUAAGCUUCAAACCUUUAACCCUUGGUUCAAUUUGAUUUCUGUUCAAAGGUUUUAUGGAAAACCUGAUAAAUUCCCCAAUAGGGUUUAUCUGGGUUUCAACUUCAAGCUUCAAAUUCGUUCAAAAACUGAGUGUUCAACCACGAGUACUGUUAGUACCAUCAGAAAUACUGUAGGUAAUUACAGUUCUAAUCAUAAGAAGAAUAAGAAGAGAUAUGGAGGUCUACUGCCUUCGAUUUUAAAGUCUUUGGAUUCGGAUUCCGAAGACGAUGUUGAUAAAACCCUGAAUUUAUACUACGGGAAACUAAAUCCUAAAGAACAGACGGUGAUUCUCAAAGAACAAAGGAGCUGGGAAAGGGUUAUUAGAGUUUUCGAGUGGAUGAAAUCACAGCCGGAGUAUUCACCUAAUGUGAUUCACUACAACGUUGUUCUUCGUGCCCUAGGUCGUGCCAGGAAAUGGGAUGAAUUAAGACGUUGCUGGAUUGACAUGGCUGAUAAGGGUGUUUUCCCAACUAAUAACACAUAUGGAAUGCUCGUUGAUGUGUAUGGAAAAGCAGGUCUUGUGAAAGAAGCUCUUUUAUGGAUUAAACACAUGAAGCUUAGAGGCAUCUUUCCCGAUGAAGUCACCAUGAACACAGUGGUUCGAGUAUUGAAAGAUGGAGGUGAGUAUGAUCGAGCAGAUCGAUUUUACAAAGAUUGGUGUGUUGGUAUUGUUGAGUUAAAUGAUUUGGAAUUUGAUUCAUGUUCAGAACCCAUUAGUUUGACUCAGUUCUUGUUGACCGAGCUUUUUAGAACUGGUGGGAGAGAUCAUACAAAGAGUAUGAUUACAGAAAACUCUGUUCAAAAGCCUCGUUUAACAGCCACUUACAACACUUUGAUUGAUUUAUAUGGGAAAGCAGGGAGAUUAAAAGAUGCAGGCGAUGUGUUCGCUGAAAUGCUUCAGUCAGGAAUCGCUAUGGAUACAAUCACUUUCAACACAAUGAUCUUUACUUGUGGGAGUCAUGGGAAUUUAUCAGAAGCUGAAUCUUUGUUGUAUAAAAUGGAAGAAAGAGGAAUAUCUCCCGAUACAAAAACAUACAACAUCUUUUUAUCUCUAUAUGCUGCCAUGGGAGACAUAGAUGAAGCUCUUAAAUGCUACAGAAAGAUCCGUGAAGUGGGUCUUUUUCCAGAUGUUGUAACUCAUAGAGCUGUUCUUCAAAUUCUAUGUGAAAGAAGAAUGACCGAUGAAGUCGAAAAUGUAAUUAAAGAAAUCGAAAAAUCCGGUUUAUAUAUCGAUAACCACUCUGUUCCAAUUCUCAUUAAAAUGUAUGUGGAAGAAGGGUUAAUCGAUUGUGCAAAGUUUAUAUUUGAAAAGUGUCAUAAAAAAGGCGGAUUAUCUUCUAAAACUUAUGCUGCAAUUAUAGACGCGUAUGCUGAAAAGGGACUUUGGACAGAAGCUGAAUAUGUUUUUAAUUGUGAACGCGAUUUAAUCGAUAUAAUCGAGUAUAAUGUCAUGAUUAAAGCAUAUGGAAUCGCGAAAUUACACGAUCGAGCUUUUUCAUUAUUUAAAGGGAUGAAAAGUCAAGGGAUUUGGCCCGAUGAGUGCACUUACAACUCCUUGAUUCAAAUGUUUGCCGGGGGCGAUUUGGUAAAUGAAGCACACAAUCUUUUACACGAAAUGCAAGAAUCCGGUUUUAAACCCUCGUGUUUGACUUUUUCCGGGAUCAUUUCAUGUUAUUCUCGUUUAACCAUGGUUAACGAAUUAGACGAGAUUUACCAUGAAAUGGUUAAAUCUGGGGUUAAACCGAAUGAAAUUGUAUUCGGUUCUUUAAUAAACGGAUUUGCAGAAACCGGGAAUCUCGAAGACGCGCUUCGGUAUUACAAAAUCAUGCAAGAAUCCGGUUUUUCACCAAAUCAAGUAAUUUUAACUUCUUUAAUCAAAGCGUAUAGUAAAACCGGAAUUGUGGAAGGAGCAAGAACAAUUUACAAGAAAAUGAAGGAAUUACCGGGUGGGCCCGAUGUGGUGGCAUCGAAUAGCAUGAUCAAUCUUUAUGCUGAUUUUGGCAUGGUAUCAGAAGCCAUUUUGAUAUUCGAUGAUUUGAAAAAAACACAUAAAGCAGACGCGGUUUCUUUUUCUACCAUGAUUUAUGUUUACAAAAACAUGGGUAUGCUUGACGAAGCUAUUGAAGUUGUAGAAAACAUGAAAGAUUCCGGUUUGUUAACCGAUUGUGCUUCGUUCAAUAAAGCCAUGGCAUGUUACGCCACCACCGGCCGCCUCCUCGAGUGCGGUGAAAUGUUGCGGGAGAUGGUGGUGACACGGAAGCUCCUCCCAACUGCCGGAACUUUUAAGGUGUUGUUCACGGUGUUGAAGAAAGGCGGUAUUCCGGCGGAAGGGGUGGAGCAGCUCGAGGCGGCUUACCGGGAAGGGAAGCGGUAUUCCGGUGAGGCGGUGGUGGCGUUGGUCUUUUCGGUGGUUGGUUUGAGUUUGAGCUCUUUAUCGUUGGAGUUUUUUGAAAGCUUUGAGAUGGGAUUGGAUGUUUUUGUGUAUAAUGUUGGGAUUUAUGUUUAUGGGGGUUUGGGGAGGGUUGAUGAGGCAUUGAAGGUGUUUAUGAAGAUGCAAGAUGAAGGUUUGGGGGCUGAUGUUGUUACUUAUAUAUAUUUGGUGGGUUGUUAUGGGAAAGCGGGGAUGGUUGAAGGGGUGAAACGGGUUUAUAGUAAGUUAAAAUAUGGGGAGAUUGAUCCGAAUGAGUCUUUGUUUAAAGCGGUUAUUGAAGCUUAUAAAGUUGUGAACAGGCAUGAUCUUGCUGAAUUGGUUGACCAGGAAAUGAGGUUGACUUUUCAGACUGAAUCAUUGCCGGAUUCUGGGAGUGAAGAUGAAGUAGGGGAAGCUUCUGUAAGUUUAUCUGUGUGAACAAAAUGAGAAUUUGGUAUGUAUUCAUAUAAACGAUAUGUAUAUACCUUUUGUUGUGUUAUUCAAUGUUUAGACCAAUUUAGUUGAUUAAAAAAAAUUAUAGAUAACAUAAAUAUCUUUGAGAGUUUGAAUCC